AUGUCUUACAAACCAUUCAUCCCGAUCGUUCAUCUUUUGUUCGUUUGCUUGCUCGCCGGAAACCUAGGGUCUCAUACUGGCGUAGCGGCUGGUACUACAACAAAUCAAGUAUGUACCUCAGAGUGGGUUCCACCGGCAAACGGCGGGCAAGCAAUCUGCGGAAAUGGAUCGGGGAAUUAUGAAUGCAAGGCGUGUGCAAAGAGAGUCCCCAGUAAGAUCGAUUUCUCUCCUUUCCAAUGGAUAGAGAAUAUGGUCACCCAAGGAACAACGGGGGCUCAUGGAAUUGUGAUGCUUCAUACGACACUUUGGCAAAGAAACGUGAUGACGGCCGGAAUUUCUGUCAGUCGUUUUCCAAUUUUCAAUCCAAGUAUUUUGGCUACGUAUAUUCGAGAUAGCUUGAGACACUGA
This is a messenger RNA of Melampsora larici-populina 98AG31, 408 nucleotides long. RefSeq lists its product as uncharacterized. The coding region runs from base 1 to 408 and encodes 135 amino acids. Lineage: Eukaryota; Fungi; Basidiomycota; Pucciniomycetes; Pucciniales; Melampsoraceae. The transcript is spliced from 3 exons. The record is from RefSeq and is a predicted model, not a curated record.